Molecule: messenger RNA, 864 nt
Organism: Dufourea novaeangliae
Lineage: Eukaryota; Metazoa; Arthropoda; Insecta; Hymenoptera; Halictidae
Gene: Arf51F
Product: ADP-ribosylation factor 6
Exons: 5
Coding region: 172-699 (175 amino acids)
Biological process (GO): vesicle-mediated transport; intracellular protein transport
Cellular component (GO): cytoplasm
Molecular function (GO): GTP binding; GTPase activity
Source: RefSeq, a predicted model, not a curated record
CUUACGAAGAGACAUCAUGUUGUACGUGGCCAAAUAACAUUUCUCUUACAAUGCCGCGGCAAAUAUUACGGCUGUAACGACAAGUUAAGCAGGGCGAUGUGAUAUGUUUACGCGUUCGUGAUAAAGUACUCGCCCGUUGUAAAUGUAUUUCGGUGCCAGGUGCCUAGCAAAAUGGGCAAAUUGUUGUCAAAAAUCUUUGGCAACAAGGAAAUGAGAAUUCUUAUGUUAGGAUUGGAUGCUGCUGGGAAAACUACAAUAUUGUAUAAACUUAAAUUAGGACAGUCUGUAACAACUAUACCAACUGUAGGAUUCAAUGUAGAAACAGUUACCUAUAAGAAUGUUAAGUUCAAUGUUUGGGACGUUGGUGGACAAGAUAAAAUACGUCCGUUAUGGCGUCAUUAUUAUACAGGAACACAGGGACUUAUUUUUGUAGUUGACUGUGCUGAUAGAGAUCGAAUUGAUGAAGCUCGUCAAGAACUUCAUCGAAUUAUAAACGACAGAGAAAUGCGCGAUGCUAUAAUUUUAAUAUUUGCAAACAAGCAAGAUCUUCCUGAUGCAAUGAAACCACACGAAAUACAAGAAAAGUUGGGUUUAACUAGGAUACGAGACAGGAAUUGGUAUGUCCAACCGUCGUGUGCCACAACAGGGGACGGGCUUUACGAAGGUCUUACAUGGCUAACCAGUAAUCAUAAAUUAUGAGCAAAUAUUUAUUUUUCAUCGAUUAGCCGCAUACCAACAAUGUACGUUUGCUUUGUUCUUUCAUUUUUUAUUUAUCAUGUAGAGGCUCUGUAAUGCAACUGACAAUGAUCACUGAGAACCAUAAAGGGAAAAAAAAAGAUCACUUUAAACGUACAGUGGCAAAUG